ACGGUGAGCGGCCUCGGGGAGCGUGAUGCCUGGAGUAACCGUAAAAGACGUGAACCAGCAGGAAUUUGUGAGGGCCCUUGCAGCCUUCCUCAAAAAGUCAGGUAAACUGAAAGUACCUGAAUGGGUGGACACAGUCAAGCUAGCCAAGCACAAGGAACUAGCUCCAUAUGAUGAGAACUGGUUCUACACCAGAGCUGCAUCCACAGCUCGCCAUCUGUAUCUCCGUGGUGGUGCUGGAGUUGGCUCCAUGACCAAGAUCUACGGGGGCCGCCAGCGCAAUGGCGUAAUGCCCAGCCACUUCAGCAGAGGCUCCAAGAGCGUUGCAAGGAGGGUGCUGCAGGCUUUAGAAGGGCUCAAAAUGGUGGAGAAAGACCAAGAUGGAGGUCGCAAACUUACUCCUCAGGGGCAACGAGAUCUGGACAGGAUUGCAGGACAGGUGGCAGCUGCAAACAAGAAACAUUAAAGUGAAUUGCAGUUCAGAAAUAAAGUCCUUUAUUUACUGAUGUUGCGUGUGUUUUUCUGAAGGCUUCACUUCUCCCACCUUACUUCCUGCGCACCCUCCGGUCUUUUUUGUAGUAUCUGAAUCUUGACCACAUAAACUGCCUACCAUUUCAUAACAUAAACCACCAUUUCAAACCUUUCUUCGAAACAAUGAGGACUAAAAUCUUCAGGACGAAAACGUCAUGCCAGCUGCAAAUAUCCCCGCUUACAUGGGCAGCUGCAGCUAUAUGUAAAAAAUUUAUAUGCAAGUGUGGAUAUAAUUACUGCCUUUAAAAAAACCACUGCCUCCCUGAGAAAUACUCUGUGCUCAAGCACAGUUCAUUCAGAUUAGGGAUGCAGUCUUUAAUUGCUAGAUUAAUAAACUAAAGCUCUUGCUGUUGUGGGUCAAUUUUAAUUGGAGAGAGCAAACUUUAAUUUGUUAGAGCUGCUAGUAAGGGCACACUCUUCUUUUAUUUUUUUUUAGCUAUUUUGGUUCCAAGGUGGAAAAAAUAUUAAAAGAUGGCCUUUCUGAAAGUUCUUAUACAUAUCCUUCAAUAGUGAGGUUUUGGUGAUUUGAAAAUAAAAAUUUAAUUGGUUAGAAA
Molecule: messenger RNA, 1082 nt
Organism: Podarcis muralis (Common wall lizard)
Lineage: Eukaryota; Metazoa; Chordata; Lepidosauria; Squamata; Lacertidae
Gene: RPS19
Product: ribosomal protein S19
Biological process (GO): ribosomal small subunit assembly; translation
Cellular component (GO): cytosolic small ribosomal subunit; ribosome
Molecular function (GO): structural constituent of ribosome; RNA binding
Source: RefSeq, a predicted model, not a curated record